UCUAUCGCAUGGGGCUUGCACGUUUUUUGUUUUUUAUUGUAAACAAACCCAAAGAAGAACGAGCCUAAACAAAAUGGGAGCCUUAGCAGAGCUUGCAGGCGACGAGAAGAAUGGCGAGGGAUCCCGCACCUUUGUGUUCCUGAACGAGGGACAUACACUGGGCAACGCUCUGAAGACGAUUAUUGCCCGGUACCCAGAGGUGGACUUCUGCGGCUACACUAUCCCCCAUCCCACCGAGCAGAAGCUGCACUUCCGCAUACAGUCACGCCGGGACCGUGCCGUAGACCUUCUCAAGCGCGGCCUCGAGGAUCUGGAGGCUCUGUGCGACCACACUAUAGACACCUUUGGGAAGGAGAUGGAUAACUUUAAUGCUAUGAAUGCCAGAGUGGGACAAGAAAGUACAUAAGUGAUUUCUAAACGA
Messenger RNA from Drosophila persimilis, 421 nucleotides. It is a transcript of the gene l(2)37Cg, whose product is annotated as probable DNA-directed RNA polymerases I and III subunit RPAC2. Gene Ontology annotation, cellular component: RNA polymerase III complex; RNA polymerase I complex. Gene Ontology annotation, molecular function: DNA binding; DNA-directed RNA polymerase activity; protein dimerization activity. The transcript has 2 exons. Bases 74 to 406 code for a protein of 110 amino acids. The record is from RefSeq and is a predicted model, not a curated record. Gene Ontology annotation, biological process: DNA-templated transcription. NCBI's taxonomy places the organism in Eukaryota, Metazoa, Arthropoda, Insecta, Diptera, Drosophilidae.